Messenger RNA from Acytostelium subglobosum LB1, 1476 nucleotides. RefSeq lists its product as hypothetical. The record is from RefSeq and is a predicted model, not a curated record. The coding region runs from base 1 to 1476 and encodes 491 amino acids. The transcript has 2 exons. NCBI's taxonomy places the organism in Eukaryota, Evosea, Eumycetozoa, Acytosteliales, Acytosteliaceae.
AUGUUGCCAUACAUGGGCCACAAUGGAAUGUAUGACCUGAUCCCCUCGCUCUCCUCAUCCACUGGUAUCAACAACAAUGAGGACAAGAAGACCAUCUGUCUAUCCUUCCUCAAGUACUACUUCAAGGUCAACCCCGCCCUCACCACCCCAACCCUCCGUCGCUCUCUGAUCCUUUCACUCUACGUCAACAAGAUCGCACCAGAGUUGAGGUACCGUCGCCCCAAUGACAUGGCCAAUCUCUGUGUCGUACUCUAUGGAUACCUAUUCUCCACCCUUGAUGAUGCUACAAUCAAGGAGUUCAUCCAAACAUGUUCGGCCAACCAGCAGAAGAACAAGAAGGAUGAGAAGAAGAGGAAGAGAAAGAACAAUAGGGAGGACUUGAAUGAUCGCCCAAUGAAGUCACCUGUCCAGCGUGCCGAGAGCGGCUCCAACAGCCAGACAGUGGACUCAAACGCCAGUGACUGGCAAUCAUCUGCCUCGCCAGACAACAACACUUCAUUGUCUCCUCAGACCAACAAUGUCAGCGGCACUGGCAAUGUCUCCCCUUCCACAGUCCACGAGUCCACCAAUGACAACAACAACUCUGACAAGACCAUUGACUUUGACUCUGAGGGCUCGCUCUCCUUGCAUGAUGCCUUUGUCAACUGCCUCAAGUCCUGCACUCUUCUGCCCUUCCUCGAGUUUGCUCCGGUCCACACGCUCACCCCGCCCAUGGACCUGCCCAUCACCGACUACUACUACAGCUACGACGACCUUGUGCGCUGGGAGAACGAAUUGAAGGACAUGAAGCUGAUCUCCAAGCAGCCCCAGUCCUUCCAGUCUGUCCAGCAGCAGCAGGUGCAGCAACAGCAAUUGCACUUCCAGCAGCAACAGCAGUUGCAGCUCAGGUCACAACACCUCCAGCAACAGCAACAACAAGUGCAGGCACUCCUCCAGCAGCAGCAACAGCAGGCCAUUCAGCAGCAACAACAGCAACAGGCAAUCUACAAUGCCCAGGCGCAUCAGCAGGCUGCUCAGUUCCAGCAACAACAAGUCCAGCAGCAGCAGAUGUUGCAGAUUCAUCAGCAGCAACAACAUCACCAGCAGCAGCAACACUCACCGCCACCCCAACAACAUGUGUUGGAUGAUGCCAGCAAUGGGAUCAUGACCAAUGUGAUUGAGAAUGAGGAGUCAUUCAUCAUCUACGUGACCAUCCCGCACUCUCGUCCAAACAGUCUUCGCGUCACUGUCAACCAGCGUGAGGUAUUGGUCGAGGGCACACUCUCAUUGCCAGACAGCAUCUUCUUGCCCAAUGGCAGCGAGAUGGUCAUUCCAGUCAGCAUCAGCAACAUGUUCCAACAGCAAGAGUUCUCCGUUGGCACGUUCAAGAAGCACAUCCAACUUAGCGCACCAGUGAGCUCCUCAGUCGUUGGCAAGAAGGAGGGAGUCGUAGUGAUCAUUGCCAGGAAGGACCUUACCUACAAGUCAUUCCAUUAA